Molecule: messenger RNA, 4161 nt
Organism: Oncorhynchus masou masou (cherry salmon)
Lineage: Eukaryota; Metazoa; Chordata; Actinopteri; Salmoniformes; Salmonidae
Gene: pparg
Product: peroxisome proliferator-activated receptor gamma
Exons: 10
Coding region: 451-2274 (607 amino acids)
Biological process (GO): hormone-mediated signaling pathway; negative regulation of cholesterol storage; negative regulation of inflammatory response
Cellular component (GO): nucleus
Molecular function (GO): RNA polymerase II cis-regulatory region sequence-specific DNA binding; DNA-binding transcription repressor activity, RNA polymerase II-specific; nuclear receptor activity
Source: RefSeq, a predicted model, not a curated record
GGGAGGGGAAACAAAGCGAUAUACGUCUACAACACGAGUUGGUAGAACAUGACUACUGUCAUUAUCCCUGUUACUCCUGCAAUACUACAUGUUAUCAUCCUACCCAAGCAGUGUAGCCCGGUCCUGGCGUUGCUGAUUGACUGCCUGCAGAGACAAAUAAAGACGUCGAGAGACUCCAGAGCGGGUCCCGCUGCGCCGCGAGAGAACAAACAAGAGACAAACAGUCAGCGGUUACUGUAGAAGGACAAACAGGCAGCAGCUACUGUAGAAGGACAAACAGGCAGCAGCUACUGUAGAAGGACAAACUGGCAGCAGCUACUGUAGAAGGACAAACAGGCAGCAGCUACUACAGAAGGAGACGGCAUCGCACAUUAUUUGAGAUCUUUUUCAGAUACUGCAGCAGUGAUGAACUGUCUGGAUUACCUGUAAAAUUGUGCUACCGUCUCUGUGAUGACACCAAGUCUGGUCCGAGCACACACUGUCUCCGAGACUGACACCAAGUCUGACAUGGUGGAUACCCAGCUCCUCGCAUGGCCAAUGGGCAUCAGUCUGACCCCUGUACACCUGGAGGAGCUUGAUGACAGUUCUCACUCUCUGGAUAUGAAACCAUUCACCACCCUGGACUACACUAGCCUGGACUACGAACACGGACCCACCAUCUCCAGCUACAGACCCACCCAGGUCCACCACUACCAAGCAAGCCACAGUCCCAGACCCACCCAGGCCCACCACUACCAAGCCAGCAACAGUCCCAGACCCACCCAGGCCCACCACUACCACGCCAGCUACAGCCCCAGUCACCUCAGCCCUAGACCUGGCCAGGGUUACCAGCCCUGCCCCAGCCCUGGCUCCAGCCCUGCCCUGGGACACCACCUUGCAUACAUGGACCACAUGUACAACCACAGCCAGGUUCAGGAGGGACACGGUGAGACCUGUUGUAUAAAACUGGAGCCAGAGUCUCCUCCCCAGCACUCAGACAGCAGUCCUCUCUACUCCAAGCUACAGGACGACACCACCGCUUCCCUACUCAACAUAGAGUGUCGAGUCUGUGGAGACAAAGCUUCUGGCUUCCACUACGGAGUCCAUGCCUGUGAAGGCUGCAAGGGGUUCUUCCGUCGGACCAUCCGGUUGAAGCUGGUUUAUGACCACUGUGACCUGCACUGUCGCAUCCACAAGAAGAGCCGCAACAAGUGUCAGUACUGUCGCUUUCAGAAGUGCCUGGUGGUGGGCAUGUCUCACAAUGCCAUUCGUUUUGGACGGAUGCCCCAGGCUGAGAAGGAGAAGCUCCUAGCUGAGUUCUCUACUGACAUGGACAUCAUGCACCCUGAGGCUGCCGACCUGAGGAGCCUGGCCAAGCUGCUGCUGGAGUCCUAUCUCAAAUACUUCCCCCUCACUAAGGCCAAGGCCAGGGCCAUCCUGUCUGGAAAGACUGGGGAUAACGCGCCGUUUGUAAUCCAUGACAUGAAGUCUCUUCAGGAAGGAGAGAGGUUUAUCAACUGCAGGCAGAUGCCCAUCCAUGUUGUCCAGGAGACCAGGACUGAGGCGAGGACUGAGGCUGGGACUGGAGCUGGCUGUGGUCUAGGUGGAUGUCUGGCAGUGAGUGAAGGUCUGGCUGUAGGUGAAGGUCUAGGAGGAGGUGUUGGUCUGGUCCAAGAGCCCACUGACGAGGUGCAGCUCAGGUUCUUCUACAGCUGUCAGUCACGCUCCGCCGAGGCCGUCCGGGAGGUCACAGAGUUCGCUAAGAGCAUCCCUGGCUUCGUGGGAUUGGACCUGAACGAUCAGGUGACUCUGCUGAAGUACGGCGUCAUCGAGGUGCUCAUCAUCAUGUGGGCUCCACUCAUGAACAAAGAUGGUACACUGAUCUCCUAUGGACAGAUCUUCAUGACGAGAGAGUUCCUAAAGAGCCUGAGGAAACCCUUCUGUGAUAUGAUGGAACCCAAGUUUGAGUUCUCUGUUAAGUUCAACACCCUGGAGCUGUAUGACAGUGAUAUGGCACUCUUCCUCGCCGUCAUCAUCCUCAGUGGAGAUCGUCCAGGCCUGCUGAAUGUGAAGCCCAUUGAGGAGCUACAGGAAACAGUCCUCCACUCUCUGGAGCUCCAACUGAAACUCAACCACCCAGACUCCCUGCAGCUCUUCGCCAAGGUUCUGCAGAAGAUGACAGACCUGAGGCAGAUAGUAACAGACCAUGUGCACCUAAUCCAGCUACUGAAGAAGACUGAAGUGGACAUGUGUCUCCACCCACUGCUGCAGGAGAUCAUGAGAGACCUCUACUAGUAGGGUCAAUAUGAAAUGGCACCCUAUUCCCUAUAUAGUGCACUACUUUUGCGCACUAUAUGAAAUAGUUUUUCAUCCAAGGUAACGGAAAGACACCGGUUGAAAACCGCAUAUGGAUGUGUUAGUCCUAUUGAUGCCACUGAUGAGGCAUAUUGGGGCAACAGGUAGCCUAGUGGUUAGAGCAUUGGGCCAGAAAGGUUGGUGGAUCGAAUCCCAAAGCUGCCAAGGUAAAAAUCUGUUGUUCUACCCCUGAACAAGGCAGUUAACCUUCAUUGUAAAUAAAAAUGUGCUCUUAAACUGACUUGCUUAGUUAAAUAAAGGUAAAAUAAUAAAUAUUGGAAUACUAUAUUAGGGACUAGUAGUUACCUGACAGAAUGAGAUGUUAACCUGUCUGACGUUAUAGAUUCUGAAUGGUCCUAUUAGCGCUGUUAGAAAGGAAAAGGAAAAAAAACACUGUGAUUAUUAUGAGCCAUAUACUGUAGAUAUCAGCAUCACCACCACCAAUUAAUAUAUGUUAUGCUGUAUGUAGGUGAUAGAUUCUGUUCUUCACAAAUUAAUAUACGUUAUGUAUUUAGAGUUUAUAAACAAACACUUACAUCUAUAAUAUCAAGAUGCAACUGUCUUAAAGAUGUAUCCCCAUAGGACCAGAUAGGCUACACCUGGUAACAGGUCCACCUGUCAGAUCUGAUCUCAGUUGACUCACCUGCAACAUAGAUAGUGGUUUCAAUAGUGCUUCUCUAGUGCUUCUAUGGGGUUUCUAUAAGGUUUCUAUGGCGCUUCUACAGGGUUUCUAUGGUGCUUCUACAGGGUUUCUAUAGUGUCUCUAUGGAGUUUCUAUAGGUUUUCUAGGGCUCCUAUAGGGUUUCUAUGGUGCUUCUAUAGGGUUUCUAGUGCUACUAGUGCCACCGUGCUUCUACACCUGCAUUGCUUGCUGUUUGGAGUUUUUGGCUGGGUUUCUGUACAGCACUUUGAGAUAUCAGCUGAUGUACGAAGGGCUAUAUAAAUACAUUUCAUUUGAUACUAUAGUGCUUCUAUAGGGUUGCUAUGGUGCUUCUAUAGGGUUUCUAUAGGGUUUCUAUGGUGCUUCUAUAGGGUUUCUAGUGCUUCUAUAGGGUUUCUAGUGCUUCUAUAUGGUUUCCAUGGUGUUUCUAUAGGGUUUCUAUGGUGCUUCUAUAGGGUUUCCAUGGUGCUUCUAUAGGGUUUCUAGUGCUACUAUAGUGCUUCUAUAGGGUUUCUAUGGUGCUUCUAUAGGGAUUCUAGUGCUUCUAUAGGGUUUCUAUAGUGCUUCUAAAACGUUUCUAGUGCUACAAUAGUGCUCCUAUAGUGCUUCUAGAGGGUUUCUAUAGUGCUUCUAGAGGGUUUCUAUAGUGCUUCUAGAGGAUUUCUAUAGUGCUUCUAGAGGGUUUCUAUAGUGCUUCUAGAGGGUUUCUAUAGUGCUUCUACAGGGUUUCUAUAGUGCUUCUAGAGGAUUUCUAUUGUGUGUCUAUAGGGUUACUAUAGUGUGUGAGCUCAUUAUGUAAGAAAUAUACUAUAUUGUGCUUCAUAUUAUAUUUUGGAUAAUUUGCCAGCUGUAAUUUGUAUGUUGGAUACAAUGAAUGUGUGAAAUAAAAGCCAUAUAAAUAAAUACAUAUUUUUGUACAUGCGUAGAUGGAUAAAUAAAUACAAAAUCUCAGAGUAUAACACCUUAGUUUAAAAUGCUGUACUUGUUGUAUUUCAAAUACAGUAUUUUUCAGAUUUUUAUGUUGAUGUUAUUUGUAUUAUUUUUUGUUGUUGUUGAAACAGACAUUUUUAUUUUCCAAGUGCAAAUGGGCUGGUUUUUGCAUUUAAAAAAAACGGUUUGUAGACUCUUAACUUGUCAAAAUAUGUAAAUAAAUAUUUUCUAUUUGU